Sinocyclocheilus rhinocerous is the source of this 924-nucleotide messenger RNA. RefSeq names its product lactase-like protein. Bases 153 to 686 code for a protein of 177 amino acids. The record is from RefSeq and is a predicted model, not a curated record. The transcript is spliced from 6 exons. Gene Ontology annotation, molecular function: hydrolase activity, hydrolyzing O-glycosyl compounds. Gene Ontology annotation, biological process: carbohydrate metabolic process. NCBI's taxonomy places the organism in Eukaryota, Metazoa, Chordata, Actinopteri, Cypriniformes, Cyprinidae.
ACUCUGUAUGGCAACCUUCAAACUUGGAUGUGAUAUCAAGGUGUGGGAUAGUUUUCAUUGAUUUUAAAAGGCAUUUCCAUCAGGAAUCAAUGCAAAUUCUGUGAGAGGACUCUUUGCUCUUUGACCUUCUAAAGACUCAUUAUGGGAACCCCAUGAUCUACAUCACUGAGAACGGGGUCUCAGAGAAGAUGAUGUGCACAGAACUGUGUGAUGACUGGAGGACACUGUAUUACAAGGCUUACAUCAAUGAGAUGCUCAAAGCUAUCAGGGAUGGAGUGAAUGUGAAGGGCUACACUGCUUGGUCCCUUCUGGACAAGUUUGAGUGGGAUGAGGGCUAUUCAGAGAGGUUCGGCCUGUAUUAUGUGGACUUCAGGAACAAAAAUAAGCCUCGCUACCCCAAGGCCUCUGUUCAGUUCUACAAACACAUCAUUAAGUCUAAUGGAUUUCCCAAUCAGAGAGAGGUUGAGAACUGGAAAAGGAAAGCUACAGAGACUUGCUCCACCAGCAAUCAGCUCCUGGCUGCAGAGGAACAGCGGAAUACGGCUGCCAAUAUUCUAAGACUUAUUCAUGAUCCUUUAACCAUCCACAUGGAGAUGGUGACCGAGGUUGUGGUUCCCACGGUGUGCACCCUCUGCAUUUUGAUCAGCGCUGUCUUUCUCAUGUUCCUACUCCGCAAACGAAACUAACUCACUUUUUUUAAAGGAAACAAAACAAAACAAAAACUGGAUUUGGCCCUUGUUUCUUGGUUAAUACUAUUUUGCAUUGGUUAAGGAUACUAUGCUGAAAUGAUAUAGGCAAAUAGUCAUCUGGUUUUGGAAAAACUAGAUGCCUUAAACCCAGUUGAAACCUUAGACAUCUGCCAACUGAAGUGGCUGUAUAUACACUACCAUUCAUAACUUUGGGGUCAGUAAAAAAAAAAAUUUU